Molecule: messenger RNA, 3807 nt
Organism: Triticum aestivum (bread wheat)
Lineage: Eukaryota; Viridiplantae; Streptophyta; Magnoliopsida; Poales; Poaceae
Product: serine/threonine-protein kinase ATG1
Exons: 19
Coding region: 192-2507 (771 amino acids)
Biological process (GO): protein phosphorylation
Molecular function (GO): protein binding; ATP binding; protein kinase activity
Source: RefSeq, a predicted model, not a curated record
CAUCUCACAUAAUAAUUAAUUAUUAUUAUUAUACAGCGGGUCUAUUUCUUCCAUGGCGUUCGAUGGAAUCAUUAGACGACCUGUCUCCCAGCUGCGGAUAACAUCCAUCUGAAGCUCGUCUUCCUCACUACCCAGCUGCGGAUAACAUCUAUCUGAAGCUUCUCUAGGGUUCUCUGGUUAUUUAAUCCUGAAUGGAUCGCCAAGCUCGUGCCCGGGUCGACCUGGAGUGUAUGCUGUUGGAUGAAACCAAAGAACCGAAGGCUCUGCCGUUAUCACUUCUUGAAAACAUCACAAACAAUUUCUCUCCGGGCCAUAAAAUUGGAAGUGGCGGAUUUGCGGUGGUCUAUAAGGGAGUCCUUGACAAUGGCACGGUCGCUGUGAAGAAGUUGUCCAACACGUAUUUGUAUGAGGAUAAGUUCCGGCAGGAGAUUGAAUGUCUGAUGAAGGCGAAGCACAAAAAUAUAGUACGGUUUCUGGGAUACUGUAGCGACACACAGGAGGAAUUCUUAAAAUAUGAAGGAAAAUCUAUCAUGGCUGGCAUUCAAGAAAGAAUACUCUGCUUUGAGUAUGUACCCAAGGGGGAUCUUUUGAAGUAUAUCUCUGAUGCAUCUAGUGGACUUGAAUGGCGUGAUCGCUACAAAAUAAUAAAAGGAAUCUGUGAGGGAUUGAAUUACCUUCACACACAAAAUAUUGUUCACCUGGAUCUUAAGCCAGCAAAUAUACUCAUGGACGAUAAAAUGGUGCCGAAAAUCACUGACUUUGGUGUAUCGAGGUGCUUCAAAGAAGACCAAACCCGGACUAUUGUUACAAUAGUUGCUGGAACCCCUGGAUAUCUGGCACCAGAAUUCACCAAUGGCGUAAUUACAUUCAAAUAUGACUUGUAUGCUCUUGGUGUUAUAAUCAUGGAGAUACUAACUGGAGCAAAAGGAUACCAUGAAGCUGGGGAAGUACUUGAAAGGUGGAGCAGUAGGCUGGAAACAUCACAGAAACUGCAAGUACGAGUAUGCACUAACAUAGCAAUAGAGUGCGCUGAUUUCAAUCCUGCAAGAAGACCAACUAGUAUACAAUAUGUAAUUGAUAGGCUUACUGAAACAGAAAGCACGGAAACGAGGGACCAACUUGACGUGUACCUUGUCGAGCUUCGCUUCCCUGUCAGAACCAACACAGAUGAACACACGGUAUUCAGGCUUAUAGAGAAGAGCACCAAGCCUUGGCGUUGCUUUGCAAGUCUCCCACUAUACGGCAUUGUGCCUUCCAGGUUCACCACAUACACUCUCGUUGUUACAACGCAACAGCAAGAGAGGCUACCAGAAGAAACGGAGUAUGAUCUGAUCCUGCAGAGCAGUCUGUCUGGAGAUAAAAAAAUCCCUACUUCGAGAGACCAAUCUAAGUAUAAAAAGUUAUUCGAUGAAGCUAAAGAGUCAGGGAGUGAAGUGCGUGAGAUGCUGAAAACUGUUUUUGCUUCGCAAGAACAGACAAUGUCCGCGCAGACAAUCUCAAGAAGAAUAAAGGAUCAACGGAUCAUAUCCCUUAAGAAUACUCAUGGUGUUCUGUGCUCCCUUGAUGCACACCCUACGGAGCCAUGCAUUAUAACAGGUCAUCAGAACGGAGAUGUUUGCAUAUGGAACUAUGACACGCAGAGGCAGAUGGAUUCAUUUAGUAUCUCGAAGGAGUCAGUCAUGCCUUCUUACGUACCAAAAAAAGUUCAUUCCGUUAAAGUUGUCUCAAGAAAGAAAUGGUUUGUGGCUGGAACAUCUGAUGGUGUGAUCCAUGUGUACAAUUAUGACAACAAAAUACAGAAACUCAGAAGCUUCAGAGCCGCCAGUGAUUGCUUCAUCACAUCAAUGGCCGUCAAUCCAACCCGUCCGUACAUAUUGUCAUCGGCUUAUCGUGAUAUGAAGCUCUGGGACUGGAGCAAGGGGUGGGAGUGCAGACAUUCAUUCGUGGAAGAACACUCCGAUACUAUACGUCAAGUUGCAUUUAACCCAAUGGACACCAGCAUUUUUGCAAGUGCUUCAGAUGAUCUCACGGUAAAGGUUUGGAGCAUUGAUUCUCCUGAAUCUAAAUAUACCUUGUCUGGGCAUCUGGACAAAGUGAACUGUUUCGAUUUCUUCACAUGUGAUGAUCGACAAUAUUUGAUUACUGGCUCUGACGACCACACUGCUAAGAUAUGGGACAUGGAGGAAAAGGCCUGUGUUCAUACAAUGGAAGCUUUCAUGUCUCCAGUAAUUUCUGUCAUUGCCUUUCCCGAUAGCCCAUAUCUGAUUACAGGUUCAAGAGAUGGCUCUGUUUAUUUCUGGAGCUCCAGUAAAUUCAGUGAAUUCUGCAAAGUUCCUAGGCUGGAGAGAAUCGUGAACUUUGGCUCUGGUGGAGCUAUUUGGGGUUUCGGACAUUUCAUGGGGUCAAGAAGGAUUGUGAUCGGACAAGAGUACACAGUGUCAAUCAUGGCCAUCGACAAUGAAGAUGAACCAUUUGCUAGUGAGGACAGCAAUGAAAACCCCAUAUAAGUGACGCACUAGGAAAUGGACAACUUUCACACAAACUGAGGUCAAUCGACGACUUUUAAGCAGAUGCACGUUUGUGCAGUGAACUCUGUUCCCAGCCCAGAUGAGCGGCGGCGGCGGCAACAUCUGGGCGUGAGCGCAGGCAGCGACAACAUCUAGUCAUCAGCACGGCGGCAACAUCUUCACGUGAGCAGCGGCGGCAUCAUCAUCUCGCGGCGGCGGCGUCCUCCAUGUCGACUCCAUCCUAUUCCUAGCACGGACGGGCGAUGUCAACCGCACCGUCGGCAAGUCAACCACCAGGUAAUCAAGCAUCCACACCGUCACAUACCCACUUUCCCUUGUGCCAUCUCCAUGCCCUCCCCGUCUCCCGCUAUGCCGCCGGCAAGGGCACCACCAGGUGAACGCCGGCAAGAGCACCAACAAAGGGAAGUAGGAUUCAGAAGGAGAUCCCUGUAUAUUCAGUUAUUCAUAGAAAGAUGUAGGAUCCAGCUGAUUGGUGGUCCAAUCAUGGGUCAAGUACACCAAAUCUCAGGGUAUUGGCGAUGCGGAUUUUGAGUUUGACAUGCAGCUCCUCGGCUUGUGAGAGGAAUUUCAGUGUUUUUCAGCAGAUUCACACAAAAAGACGCAAUAGGCUACUUCAUGACAAAAUGAGAGACCUUGUGUUCAUCAAGUUCAACUCCAAACUAAAGCAAAAGAGAGGGAUGAAAAACAGGGACCCAAUUGAGGACCACACAUUUGUAGAUGUUGUAGAAGAUGAAGGCAAUGAGUGGAUCACUGGUGUUGUGCCUAUUGAAGGAGUGCAAACAGGAUUUGAACCUGAAGAUGUACAAGUUGUAGAACCAACAUUAGAAGGAGAAGUUGCUCCAUCAAAAAGAAAGAUAGUGUCUCAAUCUCGUCCUAGGAAGAAGAAGAAGUUGCUUCCUAUUUAUCGUGAUGAUGAGUUGCAAUCAGCUGAGUCUUCUUCUGAAUCGGAAGAUGAUGACAUGCAUUUACCAGUGAGUGAUUCUGAAUAAUCUCAUUGUGCUAUGUUGUAAUGUUGUUGCCUUCGGUGGCUGUUGGUGUAGACUAUCUUAAAAGUCUGUGUGUCAUUUUGUGUUGUAUUGUUGCUGCCCCGGUGGCUGUUGAUGUUAGAGACUCUUAAAACUAUGGUUGUUGAAGAGACUUACCUUAAAACUGUAGUUGUUGAUGUUAAAGACUAUGGUUGUUGUUGCCCAGGGUCGCUGUUGAUGUUUGUUGAUGUUAGAGACUUUUAAAAUUGUAGUUGUUGAUGUUAGAAACUAUUGAAACUGUUUGAGACUUACUA